Molecule: messenger RNA, 1128 nt
Organism: Maudiozyma barnettii
Lineage: Eukaryota; Fungi; Ascomycota; Saccharomycetes; Saccharomycetales; Saccharomycetaceae
Gene: IDH2
Product: isocitrate dehydrogenase (NAD(+)) IDH2
Exons: 1
Coding region: 1-1128 (375 amino acids)
Biological process (GO): isocitrate metabolic process; tricarboxylic acid cycle
Cellular component (GO): mitochondrion
Molecular function (GO): isocitrate dehydrogenase (NAD+) activity; NAD binding; magnesium ion binding
Source: RefSeq, a predicted model, not a curated record
AUGCAAAGAGUACUAAGAAUUCCAACUUUGAGAAAUAGUGCAGCUUUGAGAUUGAUGUCCACUUCUGCACACCCACAACCUUCUACAGGUAGAUUUACUGGUAAACCAGAUCCAACUACUGGUAAAUUUAACGUUUCCUUCAUUGAAGGUGAUGGUAUUGGUCCAGAAAUUUCCCAAGCUGUGAAAGAUAUCUUUAAAGCUGCAGAUGUUCCUAUUCAAUGGGAAUUCUGUGAUGUUUCUCCAAUCUUCGUCAAUGGUUUAACUACUAUCCCAGAUAAAGCUGUCCAAUCUAUUAGCAAAAAUUUAGUUGCAUUGAAGGGUCCUUUGGCUACACCAAUUGGUAAAGGUCACAGAUCCCUAAAUUUGACUUUAAGAAAGACUUUCGGUCUUUUCGCUAAUGUUCGUCCAGCAAAAUCUGUUGCUGGUUUCAAAACUACUUACUCUGAUGUCGAUUUGGUUCUUAUUAGAGAAAACACCGAAGGUGAAUAUUCAGGUAUUGAACAUGUAGUGACACCAGGUGUCGUUCAAUCUAUUAAAUUGAUUACAAGGGAUGCAUCUGAAAGAGUCAUUAGAUAUGCAUUUGAAUAUGCCAGAGCUAUCGGCAGACCAAGAGUUAUCGUUGUCCACAAAUCUACCAUUCAAAGAUUGUCCGAUGGUCUAUUCGUUAAUGUUGCCAAGGAAUUAUCUGCAGAAUAUCCAGACAUCAAAUUAGAACUACAAUUAAUAGAUAACAAGGUUUUGAACGUUGUUACCAACCCUGCCUCUUACACUGACGCUGUCUCUGUUUGUCCAAACUUGUACGGUGAUAUCUUAUCUGAUUUGAACUCUGGUUUAAGUGCCGGUUCCUUAGGUCUAACACCAUCUGCUAACAUUGGUAACAAGAUUUCUAUCUUUGAAGCCGUCCACGGUUCUGCUCCAGAUAUCGCUGGUAAGAAUAUGGCCAACCCAACUGCUCUAUUGCUAUCAUCUGUAAUGAUGUUGAAUCACAUGGGUCUAAAUGCUCAUGCCGAUCAGAUCCAAGAUGCCGUUUUAUCUACCAUUGCUUCCAGUCCAGAAAACAGAACUGGUGACCUUGGUGGUUCUGCAACAACUUCUUCCUUCACCGAAGCUGUUAUCAACAAAUUGUAA